Brassicogethes aeneus is the source of this 4177-nucleotide messenger RNA. NCBI's taxonomy places the organism in Eukaryota, Metazoa, Arthropoda, Insecta, Coleoptera, Nitidulidae. The record is from the annotation of a GenBank genome assembly.
GCUAAACUCAAACGUAGUGCUGUCUUUUCGAGCACACCAUUCUGUGCACUGUACCACUCCAUAGUACCACGUACAUUCCCAACAAUAAUAUUGUGUCAUUUCGUGUGAUAAACAUUGCUGUUUGCGUGCAAAGGGUGUGCAGUUUGUGUUCUACUGUUAUGUGUUUGAUGAGAUAGGAUAUGUUGCUGGCUGAUGGUGUUUCGAUGCAGUUCGUUUAGGGGUUAGGGGGUUUGAGAUGGGUGGUUUUCGGUUUAGAACAUUGCAGUGCGUUCGGUGAUGAACGAAAUAGAGAAUGUGUUGUGUUGUCGUUAAAUUGGUGGUUAAAUAGUUUCCACCAUGGCUUCGGAGGCGAAUGAAAAUUUGGAGAGAGAUAGGCACGAAUCCGACUUAUACACAAGACCUGGCUGGGUCGAUGCUGAUAUCGCUUUAGGACAACUAGACCAGGGUAAAGCAAACGGCGACAGAGGGAUACUAUGGGUCCGUGGUCGCAUUCAAAGGCAACUCCAUUCCCUGGGCGGUAUAUUAGACCGGCACGCCGGGAAGUUCCUUUUCGUUAGCGUGCUAGCGAUAGCAACAUUUUCCGUCGGCUUGAAAAGCAUGACUUUUCAUUCGGACAUCGAGCUUCUUUGGGCCGAACCGUCGACCAAUCAGGAAGCAUCUCCGCCGGAAAUGCUGUCCACGCAUCAAAUGGUCGUACAGACCGGCGUUGAUCAAGAUGUCGACUUGCUUCAUCCGCAUGGGUUGCUGGAACACCUGGCUCUCAUACAAAAAGCUACUCAGGUAACUGUCACAAUGUUCGAUAUCACGUGGCGUCUUAAGGAUUUUUGUCAAUCGCCUAGCAUUCCGAACAUUGAUGUCCAAUAUAUCGAAACGAUAUUCGAAAAAAUGAUGCCCUGUUCUAUUGUUACCCCUUUGGACUGCUUCUGGGAAGGUUCAAAAUUACUUGGACCUCAUUUUCCAGUACAUAUACCAUUUUUAUCCGGGAAAGAGGUAAAAUGGACAAACUUAAAUCCUGAAGAGCUCCUAAACAGCAUAAAGAAAAAAGAGCCGGUGUUCGACUACCAUUCCCUGGAAGAUUACUUGAAACGGGCCGGCAUAACGACGGGUUUCCAGGAGAAACCUUGUCUGGAUCCAAGGGAUCCAGACUGUCCUAACACCGCUCCGAAUUUCAACCAAUCGCAGACAAUGGACAUUGGUGCGGAAUUAACGAGCGGUUGUUACGGUUUCGCGGCCAAGUACAUGCAUUGGCCUGAGGAUUUAAUUGUUGGAGGCGUUAUGAAAAACAAAUCUGGUCAUAUAAAGCAAGCCAAAGCUUUGCAAACCGUGGUGCAGCUUAUGGGCGAGCAUGAAUUUUACGAGUACUGGUCUGGGCACUAUAAGGUCCACCAUGCUGGUUGGAACCAGGAUAAAGCUACCACGGUUCUAAAUGCUUGGCAAAAGAAGUUCGCCCAGGAAGUGGAACGCCUGUCCAAAACCAAGAAGACUUCUUCAUAUAUCUUCAGUACAUUUUCAACGGCCAACCUAAAUAUGAUACUGAAAGAGCACUCAAAGACUGAUUUAAUUAAGCUUGGAAUAGUAUUAGGAGUAGUCGCAGUAUACAGCUGGAUAGCACAGUCCGGUAUUGCAGUAUUCGGCGUUAUAGUAUUAGCUAGCUCUGCCACGGCUGCUUUAGGCGUUUGCAGCCUAAUCGGCCUUCCGAUGAACCUGCUGAGCACACAAGUAUUACCGUUCAUCACUGUAGGUUUAGCGAUGAGAGAGAUGUUCUUGCUUCUAUCGACGCAGCAAGAGCGAAAUUUGACGCCUUCGGAAGUUCUGCAGAGGUGCGGCCCCAGUAUUAUAUCGGCUGCAUUGAUCAAUUCGGCUGCGUUUGCAGCUGCAGCAGUGCUCCCAGUGCCCGCACUAAGGGUGUUUUGUCUGCAGUGUGGCAUUUUGGUCACCUUCCAUUCAGCUGCGUUGAUCAUUGUGUUUUCAUCGCUUUUGGCUUUGAAACAGAGGUGCUACAAGGCGGACGUGCCUUGUUUCAGAUCGGAAAUCAAGCCUAAACAAACCCCAGUGACAAACAACAAUGUAGACCCGGAGCACGGGAGGAAUCUCCUGAAAGGCGACAUGGACUGCAAGAAAAAGACUAAUAUAUUUUGGCUGAUCAACAGGUACUUAACGCUUCUGCUGCUGAAGCCGUUCGUUAAGGUUUUACUCUGUUUGACGUACGUGGUGCUGAUAAUAUUUUGCGUUUUCAACGGUUCGAAACUGGGUUUCGAUGUGAGAAUUUCGACGUUUUUGCCCAAAAAUACUCAGGAAUACAAAUACCUCGAGGCGCAGAAUAAGUUUUUCGGUUUCUACAAUUUUUACUUGGUUACGACCGAGUUGGAAUAUCCAUUCAAUCAACCUUUGUUGUAUGAAUAUCAUUCAUCUUUGACAAAUAUUCCACAUGUAUUGAAGGAUUCCAACGGAGGACUUGAUAUGAACGACUUCUGGCUGUCAAAUUUCCGCGAAUUUUUAACCGACUUGCAAUAUGAGUUCGAUAAAAGUCGGAAUACGUUCAGUUUGAACAACGAAAAAUGGUUUUCAAACGCGACCGAAAAGGCUGUAUUAGCUUUUAAAUUAUUGGCGCAAACUGGAGCCGUUGAAUCUCCCGUGGAUAAAAGCCAAAUUUUUAAUAAAAGACUGGUUACUAAUAAUAUUAUAGAUCCUAAGGCCUUCUACAAUUACUUGUCAGCUUGGAACAGUAAUGAUCAAAUUUCGUAUACGAGCUCGCAGGCCAAUUUGGUACCGAAACCGUUUCAAUAUUACAGUAGUAAAUCGGACUACGAUUUGAAAAUACCCAAGUCGCAGCCGCUGGUUUACGCGCAAAUGCCUUUCUACCUCAAAAACCUCAAGAACACACAGGACAUCAUCGACACCUUGCGGCAAAUAAAGGACAUAUCGGAUGAAUUUAACAACCGGGGCCUCAAAAACUAUCCUGUUGGCCUAAUUUUCGCCUACUUUAACCAAUUUUUACUGCUGGACCGUUUACUGGCAGCCCAAUUUCUAUUGACCAUGGUCGCCGCAGCAUUGGUUGCUUCAAUAUUGGUGCAGUGGACGAAGCUGUGGUGUCCGUUAUUCAGCACUUUGACAAGCAUGUUACUCAUGUGCCUUAUCGAUAUAAACGCUCUAAGUGGAACCAUUGGAGCUUUACAUUUUAUUAUAAUCAGCAGAAAUAUACUGCUUGUAAUGACGAGCUUUUUGAGCGCUAUUGGAAAUAGAGAGAGGCGAUUAAGGAUGUCAUUGGAAGUUAGCUCUGAGGCAAUUAUUAAAGGAGACAUUGGACUGUUGGUUUGCACGUCGGUUUUAGUCACCUCGCAAUUCGAGUUUAUAGAGAAACACCUGUUUAUGUCCAUUAUUAUAUCGGUUGGGGGUUCUUUACUGAACUCCUUGAUAUUCUUCCCGCUACUGCUUGCCAUAGUGGGCCCGAAAGCAGAACUGCAACCCUUGGAACAUACAGAUCGUAUAUCCACUCCGCCGCCUCCAAUUUUACCUCACCAAACCGUGAUGGGAGAACGUAGUUCACGGAGCAGCACCAACUCCAGUUACUCGAAGCCUACGAAACGUGCAAACUCCCAUUCGAAGGCCACUAGGGAGCCUAGUUUGACGACAAUAACGGAAGAGAGUUGCAAUCAGAGUAUCGUGGUCGAGCCGCAGGUGACAGUGGAGUACAGCAGUCCGGAAUCGAGUUCAAGCGGCGGUCAGUACACCACCAAAGUGACCGCAACGGCGAAUAUCAAAGUGGAGCUGGUCGCGCCAGUUUACAGGUCCAGCAAGUGCGGCAAAAGUCAUUCGAGAUCUUCCAAAUGUAGUGGCGGCAGUAGACGUAACAGUGGUGCUAGUGCGAGUCAGAGAAGCGCGAGUGCUAGCGUGCACCAGCAGCACCAGUGCCGUUGCUGUAAGCAGCAGCAGGAUUCGACGACUGACAGUAGUGAUAGCAGUUUAGAGACAGACACUGUUGAGGCUACGAGCUAGCACUUUUCGACUUUUCAUGCAGUGCUAUGAACACUUAAUUAUUAUACCAUGUCCCUUUGCCCCUCCCUUUUUUUAUUUACUAAUGAUGUUGUUACCAUGUAAGGAUCAUUACAAUCCAUGUAAAAUAUUAUGUUUGUUUAUAUUGCAUAUAUGUAUACCAUUCACUUAUUUAUUAAAAGAC